This is a messenger RNA of Colletotrichum graminicola M1.001, 1767 nucleotides long. Its product is annotated as major facilitator superfamily transporter. The record is from RefSeq and is a predicted model, not a curated record. The coding region runs from base 1 to 1767 and encodes 588 amino acids. Gene Ontology annotation, molecular function: transmembrane transporter activity. Lineage: Eukaryota; Fungi; Ascomycota; Sordariomycetes; Glomerellales; Glomerellaceae. Gene Ontology annotation, biological process: transmembrane transport. The transcript is spliced from 2 exons.
AUGAAGGAAGAUGCGCCAAUCAAGGACGACAACACGAGCGAGAAGGCGGCGCAACAGGUGCUCGGAUCGGAACCGGCUUCCAACGAUAAUGAGGCCAACACGCCGCCAUCGCCGGCCGAGAGACAGCAACCGAAAGACGACAGCGAUGCGGAGAGUGUUGGCGGACAGAGAAACACCAUGUCGCGGAAGCGCAUGCUGCUGGCCUUCUCCGCGCUGUCCGUCUGCCUCUUCGUGUCCUUCAUCGACCAGACCAGCGUCUCGACGGCGGUGCCGGCGAUAGCGGGGGACCUCGACACCGGCACGGCGACGUCGUGGAUCGGCACGUCGUUCCUCAUCGCGUCGACUGCCUUCCAGCUCAUCAACGGGCGGCUGUCCGACAUCUUUGGCCGGAAGAACCUGCUCAUGAUAUGCCUCGUGUUGAUGGCUGUCGGCGACAUCCUCUGCGGGUUCGCCAAGACCAAGGAGCAGCUGUUUGCGUUCCGGGCCGUCGCGGGCAUUGGGGGCGGCGGGAUCAACAGCAUUGUCAUGAUCAUCGUCAGUGACAUCACGACGUUGGAGAACCGAGGCAAAUAUCAGGGCGUGCUUGGCGCUGUUAUCGCCCUGGCGAAUGGAGUUGGCCCCUUUGUUGGCGGCGCAGUCGUGGAGGAGGCAACGUGGAGGUGGGUUUUCUGGAUGGUACCCAUCAUAUGUGCACCGGCGGCCGUCACCAUCCUCUUCUGCUUGCCCCUCAAGCACCAGUCGGGCAACUACGCGGACAAGGUCAAGAAGAUUGACUACGGCGGCAUCGCGCUGAACAUGGCCUCGACCCUCCUGGUGCUGGUUCCGCUCUCCGGCGGCGGCGUGUCCUACCCGUGGUCUUCGCCGUUCGUCAUCGCAGCCGUGACUGUCGGCGCCGUCCUGGGCGUGCUUUUUGUCUUGUACGAAUGGAAGCUGGCGAGGCUCCCUAUCAUGCCCCUCCGCCUGUUCCAGGCACCGCACUGCAGCUAUCUCUACGGCCAGACGUUCUUGAUGGGCCAGGCGUACUUUGGCAAUCUGUUUUACCUGCCCAUCUACUUCCAGUCGGUCCUCAAAUUCUCGCCUCUCGCCGCCGGCGCGAUGAUUCUGCCCGUCGUCAUCGCGACGUCGGUCAUGUCCAUUCUCUCGGGUCAGUACAUGCUCUGGCUGGGGCGGUACAUGCCCUGCAUCCUCGUCGGGUUCUUUCUAUGGACGCUAGGCAACGGGCUCACGAUACUCUUUGACCGCGACACGGGGCUGGGCGAGCUCAUCGGGAUUCUGAUCAUCGUCGGCGCGGGCAUCGGCCUCACGCUGCAGCCGACGCUGGUGGGCAUGUACGCCAAUUCGCGGAGCGAGGACCGCGCCGUGACGACGGGUCUGCGGAACUUCAUCCGCACCAUCGGCGGCGCCUUCGGGCUCGUCGUCUCGGGCGUCAUCCUCUCCAACACGCUGCGGCGGGACCUGCAAGGCAGGGGCUUCAUCUCGGACGGCGUCAUCGCCGAGCUGACGUCGUCGACGUACACGUUGGGGCAAAAGGGCUUCUCGGACGAGGAGCAGGCGGUGAUACUGCGGGCGUACAUGAGGGGCCUGCACUACAUCUUCAUCUACUACGUCGUCUGCACCGGUCUCAGCCUGGCGCUGACGCUCGGCGUGGGCAACACGGGCCUGAAGGCGAAGAAGCCGGCGCAGGCCGAGGAGGCGUCGGAAGUCGCGAGCGAACCGCCGGCGGAGACUCUUGGAAACGGAAACGAGAAGAGAGAUGGUAGCAGCUAA